AUGAGCAAAGUAAUUCAGCAGAUAUUCGAGGACUACAACAGGUCCAGGACCCAGUUCACCCAAAGCAUAUAUGACAUGUGUCUAAAGGCACACAACAUGGAGAUAAUAAUCAGCACGGACAUCAUAAUUCUGAUUCGUCCAUUGAUCCUUGACAAGGUUCCCAUCGUGCAGCAGAAUGCAACUCAGAUAUUAGGAAAAAUGGCUAGUCACUCAGAGGAAGUAGCUCUAACCAUUUUACAAAAUGAUGUACUACCACAUCUAGUCUACUGUUUAAAACAUGAAAAUAAAAAUUACAGAAAAAAUUGUGCUAAUACACUCAAAUGUCUAGCUAGCCAUAAUGCCAAGCUAGCCAAUUUAGUAGCAGAGGAAGAAAAUUGCAUAGAUAAUCUAAUAGACUCUUUGGACGAAUAUGAUAUCAGAUUAAAGGAAGCAUGUAUAAAUGCACUAUGCGCUAUUGUGAAGAAUGACAUCGAUUUGUCGAAUAAACUCAUGGCUAAGGGUAUCAUCCCUUUGGUUCUUCUCUCCAUACAAGAAAAGGAUACAAACCUAGUUAAGAGUUCUUUAAAUAUAUUAACAGAGCUCAGUAAGCAUACUAACGAAAUUGCCAAAGAAAUAGUCGAUAAUAAUGCUCUCCCACAUCUGAUCAAAUUUUUGGAUCACACAGAUGUACAAAUAAAACGUCAUGCAUGUAACUGUCUAGCUCAAAUUGCAAAACAUAAAGAAGAUCUAACUGAGCUUAUAAUCGAAAAUGAUGUUUUUCCAAAAAUUAUUUAUCUACUAAAUGAUAGUGACGAUAUUGUAAAAAAAAACUGUGCCAACUGUUUAAAAGAAAUGAGUAAGCAUAAUGAAGAUAUUUGUAAAAUUAUUACUCGUGCAGGUAGUGUUCCUUUUCUAUGUGAGUGUAUUGAACAGUCAUCCAAGGGUAGUGUUCGAUUACCUGCUAUUUUAUGUAUCGGUUUUAUUGCUUCCUUUUCUGAGUCGUUAAGCUUAAAUAUCAUUUUAUCAAAUUCUAUCCCUAUUUUAAAAAGAUGUCUAAUUGAAGAAACGGAGGAGUACAUCAAAGCUGCAUGUGUUUGGACCAUUGGUCAUAUCGGUAAACACUCCUCCUCUCAUGCUAAGAAGCUAUCCGAUGAGAACCUGCUAAUAAUUUUGGUUAAUUUGUAUAACGCAAAUGACUCCUCUGAUGAUUUAAAGAAGAAG
Messenger RNA from Plasmodium cynomolgi strain B, 1200 nucleotides. RefSeq names its product PF16 protein. Gene Ontology annotation, cellular component: microtubule cytoskeleton. Gene Ontology annotation, biological process: cilium movement. The transcript has a single exon. The record is from RefSeq and is a predicted model, not a curated record. NCBI's taxonomy places the organism in Eukaryota, Apicomplexa, Aconoidasida, Haemosporida, Plasmodiidae. Gene Ontology annotation, molecular function: microtubule binding. The annotation marks the transcript as partial.